AGGUUUUGGUCGAAUAAAAUGGAUCCGAACUUUCUAUACGUUCAGUGAGCGCGGUUGUGUUGAGGUUCCUGUUUGCUUGUCAACGCAAGUUAUCAAGUUGGUUCAAGUUCACAGAGUCAAAGCACAUCAUCAGGAUUGUCAAACCCUAACAUUGGUAGCGUAAGGUUUGGUUUUUGUUUGAAGUAAUUGCGGAUUGCGACAAUUUGAUUUGACUUGAUCGAAAAGGAGCUUGAAAGGUAACCUCUGGACAUGCAAUCGGAUGUAGAAAGGAUAAGAAGGUCUCCUGGAGAUGGUCCUCUUGGAAGUUCAGGCUUGGCAGUCAUGCUUGACAACUUCAGAAGGAGUUUCGAUGAGGAAACGUCUGAAGACAAGACGAUGAGGGAAGUUACGACGGUACCUUCUACCUCAGAAGAGGAUCCGAACGGAAAUCAGCGAGACGUCGCGGGAUUUUCGAGGAUUAAUAUACCUUCUUAUGAUGGAUCGGUCACGCAACAAGUGCGCGACAGGGAGGGCGCAGUAGACUUGGAAAUUUCCAGGAUUGCGUCUCCGGCAUGUUCGACCCGGCCGAGGUUCGAAUCAGUGCAGUUUGAAGAAUUGGUCGCUGCAAACAAGAAGUUGCGAGAAGAAUUGCAACUCGCAAUGGACAUGCAAGUAAAGUAUGAAGCUUUCGUCAAGGAAGUGAUGUUUCGUAAGGAAAGAGAGCUCGUCGAGACAAAACAGGAAAUCUCUGUCCUUAGGGAAGAAAAUAAAAAAAUGUUCGAGGAAAUGAUGCAACGAUUCAGAUUAAAUGAAUCAGGAGCAGUUCAAUACCUUCCGAUCAAGGAACCAAGAGGGGCUGAUGCAACAUGCAAGCAAAAUGAUACGAGCAUGUCGAACGACAUGUCAAAUCAACAUGUCAAGCAGCAGUCUUCCCUUGUGAAGUUUCAUUCCAAGGAUAUUUCUCGAUUUAAUGGAGAAAUGACUCUAGAAUAUUCCGUGGCAAGUUGGUUUGGGGAGCUUGAGUUUCAAUUCCAGCGUCAAAGAAUCCCUCCAGAUCAAAAGGUUGACAUUGCUGCAACAUUAGUUGGUAAUCGUGUGAGGAAUUGGUUGCAAACAUUGCGUGGCGAGGAUAGAUUAAUUUCCACACAAGGUACUUGGGAAUCAUUCAAAUCGUUGCUGGUGAAGGAGUAUUUGUCGUUGUCGCACUUGCAGUAUAUUUUGGGUGAGAUUCAAUGUACGAUACAAGGGUCAGAGGAAAAGACUUCGGAUUUUGUCAACAGGUUUUCAGCUUUAGCAAAUCAUUUUAUUGCUUGUUGCAUGGUAUUAUUUCAUGAACAAGGACAAGUCGAGACAGCUUGCACGAGGUUUGGUCUUGAACGGUAUUUCGCACAGAAUUUGUUCAAUGAGGUGACCGCGAGUUUCGUCAUGAGGUUGUUGAUUGACUUGGAAAAGCAAAAUGUGAACAAGACUUUGAGUAUUGGGAGUUUGUUACCAGCAUUGUAUCGAGAAGCUAAGUCCAUGGAUUUGACAACCGGUGCGUAUAGGAAUGACAGAUCAACGCAUCAUGAGGUUUCGUACGAUGAUGAGUCAGCGGUGGAUACCGACGAAGAUUCUCAGCAUUCAUCUUCGACUCAGGAUGAGCAGGACUUACGUGAAUAACAUUGGCCUAAUGCACUUCGCGCUACUCAAUUGAAAUGACUUGAGUUGGCUGCCGUUUUCUUGUUAUGCAGUAUCUUAAUGAUCAGCGAAGUUCAUAGAGAUGUUUCUCAGAUGAUAAUGCGCUUGGGAGCGUAUGUUAGGGGUUACGUAAGCGGUUACGAAUACUUCAGUCAACUAGCUGUCUUAUCCGGUCGGUUUGGUUGGUUUGGUAGGUUUUGGUCGAAUAAAAUGGAUCCGAACUUUC
Messenger RNA from Guillardia theta CCMP2712, 1882 nucleotides. RefSeq lists its product as hypothetical. Lineage: Eukaryota; Cryptophyceae; Pyrenomonadales; Geminigeraceae. Bases 250 to 1638 code for a protein of 462 amino acids. The record is from RefSeq and is a predicted model, not a curated record. The transcript has a single exon.